Messenger RNA from Tetrahymena thermophila SB210, 624 nucleotides. Its product is annotated as transmembrane protein, putative. The transcript has a single exon. The record is from RefSeq and is a predicted model, not a curated record. Lineage: Eukaryota; Ciliophora; Oligohymenophorea; Hymenostomatida; Tetrahymenidae.
AUGGGAAUUUUUUCAUUAAAAACAAAGAUUGAAAUAUUCUACACUUACAUUACAGAUGAUAGCGUAAAAAUUAGGGUAAAUUAAUAGAUUAGAUUUUAUAAUUCAGAUAAGAUGCACUCCAAGUUAAAAUUAAGGAUUUGCAAAAGCUAAAUUACUAUGUAAUUUUACAGGUUAAAAGUGAGUUUUUAAAUGGCGAAAUUUUGCAGUAACUAAAUAUGUUUCGGCGAAAAAAAAAAGCAAUUAUGGAGAUUAAUGUGUGGAAGAAGAGUGAAUUAGGAUAAUUAUUAAUAAAUUAGAUAAAUGAAAAAGUAAUAAUUGAACAAAUAUUAAGAAUAAACAAACAUUGGUGUAUUUGUGAGAUAAUUCUAAAUGAAAGAAAAUUUGAGGAAAAGUCGUAGAAAAAGAAAGAUAAUAAUGACGAAAGAAAUAAUUGGUAUAAUGAUGGUGAAAAAAGUAAUUCAAAUUAAGAAAGUGGUUUUUUUGAAUUUGAAAAUAGUGUUUGGUUGUAAAAUAGUAAAUUUUUUGGUAAAAUAGAAGAGGUUAUUAUUAAAAAUGAAUUAGAAGUUAUUUACUUGCUUUUUUCUUAGUUUACUAUUAAUAGAUCUACUUGUAAGAUUAUUUUGA